Molecule: messenger RNA, 462 nt
Organism: Coffea eugenioides
Lineage: Eukaryota; Viridiplantae; Streptophyta; Magnoliopsida; Gentianales; Rubiaceae
Product: probable 3-hydroxyisobutyryl-CoA hydrolase 3
Exons: 5
Coding region: 1-462 (153 amino acids)
Biological process (GO): L-valine catabolic process
Molecular function (GO): 3-hydroxyisobutyryl-CoA hydrolase activity
Source: RefSeq, a predicted model, not a curated record
AUGGAGAAUGCUCUUGAUUCGUUGGCAGCAUCUGGGUCGGUGGAUUUGUCAUCCAUUUCCAAGACUAUCCAUAAAUUUGUUCACGGACCACAUCUUAAGAAAGACAGUGUAUACAAGAGGUUGGAUGCCAUCAAUGAAUGCUUCUCCAAGGAUACUGCCGAAGAAAUGUUGUCAUCGUUGGAGGAAUUAGCUGCUAAAAAUGAAGAAAAAUGGAUCGUCCAUGCAAUUAAAUCCAUGACAUCAGUUUCUCCAACAAGUCUCAAAAUUUUCCUAAGGCUGGGUGGAAGAGCUCUCCUAGUUGAGAAAGGCAGACAACCCCAGUGGAUGCCUUCUAAACUAGACCUAGUCAGCGAUGAAAUGGUGGGAAAAUAUUUCUGCGAGGUUGAUAACGAUGAUGAUUGGGAGCCUUUACAUCUACCUCCAAGACCUGCUCCGGCAUACUUUGCACCGUCUAGACUCUGA